CGGAAACGCUACAUCUGGCACCGGAUGCAGAUAAACAGUGUACAUCCGGGUUAUAGUACUGCGAGACGCGGUAGCUUCGUUUGUUUACAGGAAUCCUCAAGGUUCCAGCACCAGCCGUCAAAAUGUCGGACGACGAAGACUUAGCUCCAACUAUGAAGAGAACUCGGCUUUUCUAUGGAAGCCUGGAGGAGAAGGAGCGGGAACGUCUGGCCUCAAACACGUGGUCAGGAAGAAGCGCAAUGAAAGCUGGAAUUGAUGCAGGCAACAUCAACAUGUCAUCAGGAGAAACUCUUGAGAUGGAGGAGCGUGUCAGCGAACGGCAGCAGGACGCUCUGGCUGAGUUUGAGCGUCGACGGCGAGCCAGACAAAUCACAGUCUCCACAGAUGAUGCCGAGGUGAAGGCUGGUCUUCGGGCUCUCGGGGAGCCAAUCACGUUGUUUGGAGAAGGACCAGCUGACCGCAGGGAGAGGCUGCGGAGUAUCCUGUCUGUGGUUGGUCCUGAUGCUCUGAAGAAGUCCAGGAAAGAUGAAGAAAGAGCGAGGAGAUCCCAGGAGGAGUGCCAGCAGACGUGGUACCACGAGGGCCCCAACACCUUGAAGGAGGCCCGUCUGUGGUUGGCCAAAUACUCUCUGCCACUGGCCGUGAAGCGUCUGGACGAAGCACGAGUCCAGAAACUGGUCCCAGAGGCGACAAAGACCAUGAAGCAGCAGGAGCUCCACAAGAGCCUGAGGAAUCUAAACAACUUCUGCAGUCAGAUCGGUGACGAUCGACCAAUCAGCUUCUGUCACUUCAGCUCUAACUCCAAAAUGCUGGCUACAGCCUCCUGGAGUGGACUCUGUAAACUGUGGUCCAUCCCCGACUGUAACCCGAUCCGCACCCUCAGAGGACACUGCACCAAUGUCGGCUCCAUUGUCUUCCGUCCACAAGCUGGGACCUCUCUCGACCAAUCAGAUGUCAACCUGGCGUCGUGCGCAGCCGAUGGUUCAGUGAAGCUGUGGAGCCUGGAGAGCGAUGAACCAGUGGCAGACAUCGAGGGUCACAAUGAGCGGGUGUCCAGGGUCUCCUGGCAUCCGUCUGGACGCUUCCUGGGAACGACCUGUUAUGACAACUCGUGGCGUCUGUGGGACCUGGAGGUCCAGGAGGAGAUCCUCCAUCAGGAGGGUCACAGCAAAGGAGUCCAUGACCUGCACUUUCACCCUGACGGGUCACUGGCUGCUACUGGGGGUCUGGACUCCUUCGCUCGUGUUUGGGACCUUCGUACUGGACGAUGUGUUGUCUUUCUUGAGGGACACUUGAAGGAGAUUUACAGCGUCAACUUCUCGCCCAACGGGUAUCACCUGGCGACAGGAAGCGGUGACAACACCUGUAAGGUUUGGGAGCUGAGAAACAGGAAGUGCCUCUACACAGUCCCCUCCCACCAGAACUUGGUGUCCUCUGUUCGCUUUCAACCCACUGACGGUCACUUCCUGUUGACGGGAGCGUAUGACAACACAGCGAAGGUCUGGAGUCACCCCGGCUGGACGCCACUGAAGACGCUGGCUGGACACGAGGGAAAGGUGAUGGGCGUUGACGUGUCACCUGAUGGGAAACUGAUCGCAACCUGUUCGUACGAUCGAACGUUUAAACUAUGGCUGUCCGAGUGAUCGCAGUGGGGAUCGUGUCAUAAACAACGAAGAGAAAAAUUAGGAUUUUUUUUAUAAAAAAAAAUAAAAUAAAAUUUUACAUACUGACGUGAAA
Messenger RNA from Cynoglossus semilaevis (tongue sole), 1737 nucleotides. RefSeq names its product pre-mRNA splicing tri-snRNP complex factor PRPF4 (gene prpf4). Gene Ontology annotation, molecular function: protein binding; U6 snRNA binding; U4 snRNA binding. The record is from RefSeq and is a predicted model, not a curated record. Gene Ontology annotation, biological process: mRNA splicing, via spliceosome. NCBI's taxonomy places the organism in Eukaryota, Metazoa, Chordata, Actinopteri, Pleuronectiformes, Cynoglossidae. Gene Ontology annotation, cellular component: U4/U6 x U5 tri-snRNP complex. The transcript is spliced from 15 exons. Bases 123 to 1643 code for a protein of 506 amino acids.